AUGGCUGAACAAUUCCUAGGCUUCGACCUGAGCACACAGCAACUCAAGGGCAUCAUCGUCGGCUCAGACCUGAAACUCAUCCACGAAGCAAAAGUUGACUUCGACGCCGACUUUUCCAGAUAUGGCAUCGAGAAGGGUGUGCUCACGAACCCUGCCGAGGGCGAGGUGUUCGCGCCCGUUGCUUUGUUUCUGGAAGCUAUCGACCUCGUCUUGCAGCGGUUGAAGGAUCAGGGUGCCGAUUUCUCAAAAGUGCAAGGCAUUUCCGGCGCGGGGAUGCAGCAUGGCACCGUGUUCUGGAGUCAAGAUGCGGAGAAAUUGCUGGGAGGGUUGGACGGUGGGAAGACGCUGCUGGAACAACUAGAGGGCGCAUUUAGUCAUCCGUUCAGCCCCAAUUGGCAGGAUGCGAGCACGCAGAAGCAGUGUGAGGCUUUCGACGCUGCGUUGGGAGAUGCGAGGAAACUGGCUGAGGCUACGGGGAGCAAGGCCCAUCAUCGCUUCAGUGGCCCUCAAAUCCUCCGCUUUCACAACAAGCACCCUGAUGUGUAUAAAGCAACUUCUCGCAUCUCUCUCGUGUCGUCCUUCCUCGCGUCCAUUUUCCUGGGCAAAGUGGCUCCCAUGGACAUUUCAGAUGUUUGUGGUGCCAAUUUGUGGGAUAUCGAAAAUGGCUGCUGGCAAGAGGACCUUCUCGCACUCGCCGCGGGAGGGAGCGAGGGCGUCCAAGAUUUGACGUCGAAGCUGGGCGAUGUUCCCCAGGACGGCGGUGCCAGCUUCGGCAUUAUCUCAACCUACUUCAGCAAGCGCUACGGCUUCCCUUCGUCGACUGAAAUCAUCGCCUUCACAGGAGACAACCCUUCCACUAUGCUCGCUCUCCCGCUUCGCUCUUCAGACGCCAUGGUGUCGCUGGGUACAUCAACGACGUUCCUCAUGUCAACCUCGCAGUACAAACCUGAUCCCGCCUACCAUUUCAUGAACCACCCCACGACAGCAGGUCUCUACAUGUUCAUGCUCUGCUACAAAAACGGCGGUCUAGCACGCGAACACAUCCGCGACGCAAUCAACAAAUCCACCACCUCCUCAGACGCCAAAUCCUGGGAAUCUUUCAACGACCUCGCAACCAGCACCCCCGUCCUCGGCCAAGACGCUCCCUCCGACCCCACGCGUCUCGCCCUGUACUUCCCGCGCCCAGAAAUCGUUCCCAGCGUCAAAGCAGGAACAUGGCGCUUCCUCUACGACACCAAAACUCACACCCUCUCCGACGCGAAACCAGACGACAAAACCUGGCCCCUCACAGCAGACGCAAGAGCAAUCCUCGAAUCCCAAUUCCUCUCCCUCCGCCUGCGCUCCCAGUCCCUCGUCGAACCGCAAGGCGACCUCCCUGCGCAGCCGCGCCGCAUCUACCUCGUCGGCGGCGGCGCCGUGAACCCCGCUAUUGCCGAGCUCGCGGGCCAGGUCCUCGGCGGCAGCGACGGCGUGUACAAGCUGGAGAUUGGCGGGAAUGCGUGUGCACUUGGAGCGGCGUAUAAGGCGGCGUGGGGUGUGCAAAGACGGAGCGGCGAAGGGUUUGAGGAUUUCCUCGAGGAAAGGUGGAAUGAGGAGGGGUUUGUGCAGAGGAUUUGUGAGGGGUAUCGUAAGGGCGUUUGGGAGAAGUAUGGGGAUGCGUUGGAGGGGUUUGCGCUCGUGGAGGGCAGGGCUGUGCGGGAGAAGGGCGAGGGGGUUGAGGGGAAGGAGGAGAGGAGGUGA
This is a messenger RNA of Dothidotthia symphoricarpi CBS 119687, 1740 nucleotides long. Its product is annotated as xylulose kinase. Bases 1 to 1740 code for a protein of 579 amino acids. The record is from RefSeq and is a predicted model, not a curated record. Gene Ontology annotation, cellular component: cytosol. The transcript is spliced from 3 exons. NCBI's taxonomy places the organism in Eukaryota, Fungi, Ascomycota, Dothideomycetes, Pleosporales, Dothidotthiaceae. Gene Ontology annotation, biological process: xylulose metabolic process; D-xylose metabolic process. Gene Ontology annotation, molecular function: D-xylulokinase activity.